Molecule: messenger RNA, 8811 nt
Organism: Epinephelus lanceolatus (giant grouper)
Lineage: Eukaryota; Metazoa; Chordata; Actinopteri; Perciformes; Serranidae
Gene: slc27a4
Product: solute carrier family 27 member 4
Biological process (GO): long-chain fatty acid import into cell; medium-chain fatty acid transport; long-chain fatty acid metabolic process
Cellular component (GO): endoplasmic reticulum membrane; plasma membrane
Molecular function (GO): long-chain fatty acid transmembrane transporter activity; oleoyl-CoA ligase activity
Source: RefSeq, a predicted model, not a curated record
GCGGUGGGCGGGCGCAGCUAAGAAAAUUAUAAGGUCAUUUGAAUUACGCUUGCUAGCGAGCUUAUCGGCUACAAUGAACCUAGAAAUGAUAUCAAUGGUUGUGACAAUGAGCGGAUGAUGAUCGCGGGGUCAAAGUCGACGCUCACAGCCAGGCGUAUUUGACUCCCCACCGGAGGGAGAGGAGCGGCAGCAGCAGCUCGUUGUGGCAUUACAACAGGAGGGGAUCCCGGUCGGUGCGUGUGUCUGUGUCUGCGUGCGUUUCUGUGAGCCUCUGUCAAGCCAAGCGAGCGGCGGCGAGGAGCGGCGAGGACGACCAGGAUAGCCUGUAAGCCGAUCAAAGCGGAGUCGCACACGACGAGUUUCACGUCUGGGAUUUCUGCGCACCUACAUGCUGUGACGGUGUGAGCGAGGAUGAUCCGUCUAGCGUGUUGCACAGCCCUGCUGUUCGUGCUGAGGCUGCUGGUGGGCUUGCCGUGGUACCAGGUUCUCCCGGCCAUCCUGAUCUUCUACCUGGGAAGUGGAGGAUGGAGCUUCCUGCAGAUUUUUGCCAAGACAGUCGGCAGAGACUUACAUGCGGCAAGUGUGCUAUUGAGGGUGAAGAUGAAUGUCAGACGUCACCUUAAAGAAAAGAACACCAUUCCCAAAAUCUUUGCUGAAACAGUGCAACGCCACGGGGACAAAACGGCACUCAUCUUCGAGGGGACCGGGGAGAGGUGGACCUUCCGGCAGCUGGAUGAGUACUCCAACAGAGUGGCCAACCUGCUGCUGGAGCGGGGCUUCAGGGAGGGCGACGUGGUUGCCCUCUUCAUGGAGAACAGGUCCCAGUACGUGGGCCUCUGGCUGGGCAUGGCCAAGAUCGGAGUCGAGGCCGCUUUGAUCAACUUCAAUUUGAGACUAGAGGCCUUGGUCCACUGUGUCAACAUCUCCAAUGCCAAGGCUGUGGUGUUUGGCGCGGAGCUGACUGACGCGGUGUCCGAGAUCCACAGUUCAAUGGGGAAGACGGUGCAGAUGUUUUGCUCCGGAGACUGGGACCCCAAACGAGUCCCGCAAGGAACCGAGUGCCUAGAGCCCCUGCUGGAGGGCACCCCAUCUCACCUGCCAAGCAGGCCACAACGAUGCUUCACAGAUCGCCUGUUCUACAUCUACACGUCAGGAACCACUGGGAUGCCUAAAGCUGCUAUUGUUGUGCACAGCAGGUACUACCGCAUGGCAGCCUUGGUGUAUUAUGGCUUUAGGAUGACAUCAGAUGAUGUGCUGUAUGAUUGCCUUCCACUCUACCACUCUGCAGGUAACAUUGUGGGAGUGGGCCAGUGUAUCAUACAUGGCAUGACUGUAGUCAUCAGAAAGAAGUUCUCCGCCUCGCGUUUCUGGGAUGACUGUGCCAAAUACAACUGCACUAUUGUGCAGUACAUUGGUGAGAUCUGCAGAUACCUGCUGAACCAGCCAGUUAAGGACACAGAGAAGCAACAUCGGGUGCGCAUGGCACUGGGCAACGGCCUGCGCCAGUCCAUAUGGGAGGAGUUCAUGAAGCGUUUCAACAUCCCACAGAUAGCAGAGUUCUACGGAGCCACAGAGUGCAACUGCAGUCUCGGCAACUUCGAUAACAAGGUUGGAGCGUGUGGCUUCAACAGUCAGAUUCUACCGUUCAUCUACCCCAUCAGACUGGUGCGGGUUGAUGAGGAGACCAUGGAGCUCAUUAGGGGACCUGAUGGUGUCUGUAUUCCCUGUAAACCUGGUGAACCUGGGCAGCUAGUCGGCAGGAUCAUUCAGAAUGAUCCCCUUCGGAGGUUUGACGGAUAUGUCAACCAAUCAGCAACCAGCAAGAAGAUUGCUCAUAGUGUUUUCAAGAAGGGAGACAGUGCCUAUCUCUCUGGCGAUGUGUUGAUCAUGGAUGAGUGCGGCCACAUGUACUUCAAGGACCGCACAGGAGACACUUUCCGCUGGAAAGGAGAGAACGUCUCAACAACCGAGGUGGAGGGAACUCUCAGCAGGCUGCUAGACAUGAAAGAUGUAGUUGUCUAUGGAGUGGAAGUACCAGGAGCAGAGGGAAAGGCUGGAAUGGCAGCCAUCGCUGAUCCGUCUCACUCCACUGACCUGGAGAAGUUUGUGAAGGACAUGGAGAAGGCUCUGCCUCCGUAUGCCAGACCUGUAUUCCUCCGCUUCCUUCCGGAGGUCAACAAGACAGGAACGUUUAAGUUUCAGAAGACGGACUUGCGCCGGGAAAGCUUCGACCCCACUGUGGUGUCAGACAGACUGUACUUUAUGGAUUCCAAAAGAGGGUGCUAUGUGCAGCUGGACGAGGAGCUUUACCGCUCCAUACUGUCAGGGAAACACAAAUUGUGAUGAGCAGGCUGACCACUACAUCUACACAUGUACACAUAGACACACACGCAUACAGAAAAGACAUUAAUGUGUGACCAGGAUAGCAGAAUGCAGGACUUCGCCCCAGUAUACAGUGCAUUUAAAGUAAUAGCCAUACACACUCCGUGCAUCCGUACUCAUAUGCCAACACAUACACACACAUUAUAUUCCCCAAACCCACUUUGCUCUUUGUGAUCCCUAAAAACAGACACACACACACACACACACACAGCAUCACUCCAUCCAUCCCCAGCUACUCCUCUCGCUACCUCAGCAAACACAGAGAGAGGCACAAACCUAGUAACCAGGUCAAUUUGGUAACUUGAAACCACCCUUCAUAGCCACACACUCCCUGCCCACACAGGCCUCAAGAUAGACACGUCUGGCCAUCCUGGUCCAUCAAACCACGUGUUGCUGGGGGACACUCCUUGGGGGGACGCAGAGUUCAGGCUCCCUUGCAACCAGAAUGCAAAACUUGAAACUGCAGAUAACCACAGACUUAAAAGGAUGCUGAGAAGAAUGUGGAUUCAGUACAAAAAGUGUGCACAACAGAGGGACCUACGAGGACCUAAACUGUCACUCGGUUCGUUGUAUCGUCAGCGAGAUUGUUUUGUGAAAGACUGAAGGCUCUACCAUCGACUCAACCUGCACAAUUAGCCUGCAGUGAUAACCCUGUGUGACACCUUUACUCUAUCUGAGGUUAACUGUGUCUUCAUUUCUGCCCGUGAGAUGAAAUGAGUAAAGGGCACCAAGUUUUUUUUUAAAAAAAAGGGAACAACAGAAGGAUGUGAGGGAUUUUGGAAAGCAUUGGACGUGUAACCCACGGUUACAGAAGUUAAAUUUAGACCAGUGGUUGAGGUGGAAAGAUCUACUAAAGUGCAAUAGGGCUCCAGCGUUUGCAGUGCAAUAAUCAGCCGCACCACAGGAGAGCUGAUAUAAAAAACAAAGCUUUGUAUUUAAAUAUGUCACACCAAAUAUGUUUAAGUUGUAGUGCUUGUUUACAUAUUUAAGAAAAUAUGGAAGUUUUAGUAAUUUAUGUUUAAGCUUUCUCUUUUGUUAUAGUGCAGGUUAUUUUUGCUUUACGUGUAUCCAAAUCUUCAGUAACUUUUGAAGUCCUCAAAAAUGAAGCUGCAGUAUGCAUUUUAUAUCAGCUGCUGGAACACAAAGUCAAGUGGUCUGACUGAUUCAACCCUGGGCUAAAUCAAUGGGGCUAUUUCUGUAAACACAUGCUGACACGCAGUGUGUUUGCAUGGCUGUGUUGUGCAGGUUUUGUCCGAAAAGGUAGACUGUCGUACGGUGUGUGUAUAUUCUUCUGAAACUGAAAGAGGACUUUACUGAAGAUAAAGAAGCACCAAAUCGCACCAUCAGCGAGGACUUGUGUUUUCAACAAUACUCUGGUGCUAAAGAAGGAUGUUCUGCCAGACACAACAGAGCCGAAAGAUCCAAAGAUUCAAAGGCCAGAGUGGGGACGUUGUGACGGAGGGGGUUGCGUCGAAAUGGAACAGUAGAAGAAGAAACUGUGCUUUGUCAUCGAUGUUUUGUCUGUUGCUUGCACUAGCUGUCAUCAGAGGUUGUAGCAGCAUGAAUGAGCAUCAUCAACCACGCAAGCAGAGCACUGUGCCUUACUGUGAGUUCACCUCCCAGAUUCACAGGCCCUGGCCCACAUCAUAGUACCUGUCUCAUCUGUCUUCAAGUUCCCCGUCAUAGUAGCCUCGCAAAGCUGGCCUAAAUCGUGGGAGCUCAUACUUUUAUUCUUAAAAAUGAUCUGUGUAGAAUCCAUGGCAGCACAGCGACUGGCGCCUUCGUCCUGCCAGGUGCAGGAAGAGGUUGUGAUGAUGUCUAAGUGGGCAAGAGUCCAAAUUUUGCAAGCAGUGGCGCCCCCAGGGUGGGGCAUGACCUCCCUGAUAAAACAGCUAUCCCCAACACUUGUGAAAAUAAUAGGAGGCCAGUAUCAUCAUCUUGGAGAGGCUUUGUCUCACUCAUUUUUUAAGCUAGCCCAAGGUAUUGGUAUCUUGUGAAACUAGACAACCUUAGGCAUCAAUUGGUACCGACCACAUUGGCAAAGCGGGGUGGGGGCUGAAUGAAGCCUUGCAAUAAGGUUAAAUUUUGGUGAGGGAACAACUGGCACAUUUUCAAAGGGGUCCCUUAAAAUGUCACGUCAAGAUAUCUCAGUCUUUUUUCAUGAAAAGGACAACCACCCUGUUUGAAGAACAAAGAAUCCUCUAAAAGGCUUGGAUGGUAUCUAAUUUUUAAUACCUUCAUACGUUCCUGAAAUUUCACCAGGGUAUACAUUAUAAGACCGUAUUAUUGUGCGGCACUAACCCAACCCCACGACUAGCGAGACUUAGCUUCUGCAGUAUAAUAAAUAGUAAGUAUAUUUUCCUUAUUUAACAACAGAAUACAACAAUUCAAGUUUCUCUCUUUAAACACACAAAGACUAACGUAAUUGACCUGUUAACCCACAAUUAAACAUACUUCAUUCAAACAUGACAGAAACAAAAUUAAACUUACCAAAACCGACUUGGUUAGUCUUGUUAGUCCUUUAGGUAGUUAGUCCACUGUCCCAACAAUGAGCAGCUCUGAUUUGGUCGAAAUAAACCAUUAAUUUACCGAGUUAGAUGUAAAAAUGUGCCAUUUACAGUACUGUAAUGUUAUCCCCACAACCACCAGCUGCCUGUUCCACCAGUGGAGAAUAGAGACUGACCUCUGGUGGUGAGUGCUGUUCACUACACAAUAAGUUUAAUAGAAAGAGGACUGACUGAAUUUUUGUCGGUAUUGAAAAUCAUAAAGUCAGGAUUUUUUAAUACCCUGGUAUACCGUAAUACCAUGAUCUUGCCCAAGCCUAUCAGCAAACAUGCAUUGAUACUUACUACAUUUGUUCCACUAUCAGUCUGCGCACAUCAGAUCUUUAGUAACGUUAACUGUAAAAUAAGAAACCAAAGUACUGUGUGAUUCCUUAAGUCUCUUAUUGACCUAGUUUUCAACAAGCCUACGUACUUUAACAGCAUAAUCAAAUUCCUGAAAUUCAGUUAUGGUGUUUUGAUGUGCCACCCCAAGAUUGUCAGUGGCCCUUUCCGGGGCAAAAUACAAAAUAUUUCUGGGGGCGCCACUGUUUGCGAGGCUGCUGUCACAGCGUCUUGUCUUCCUUUGAGUCUCUUCCGGUCUUAGUCCAAACUGUAACCUUAAUUUAUCUUCUAGGUAUUCGUUACUUGUUUUUUUUUUUUUUUUUUUUUUUUCUUUUUUGGGGGGGUUGUCUUAUAGAUAUUGUAUGCCCGAGACUCCGUUUGCUCAGCACCUUUACUUCACGCCUUCAUCAUCUGUCUGCCAACCACUGGUCCUUUCCCUUCAGCCAUCUCUAUUCUCUUUCCUCCCUGUCCUUGGCCCUCCAUCCCUCCGAGCUGGCACCGCCGUUUGAUCCUUUCUGUCUGCGUCAGGUACCGAGCCUCUAUUCUCUGCCAUGUCUGCUUCAUCUUGUUGUGCUGAUGUUCAGACAAUGGUUUAAACUGUAGUUAUAUUCAUUCCUAAUUGGAGUUUGUUUAGUGUUUGAUGGGGCGGGCUUUUUUAAGAUUGUUCUGGUGACCUAAAGCUCCAACUACACACUCAGAAUUGUUCGCAAAUAUCUUUUGCCGAUGUGUGUUGUGCGUAGUCUGCCAUUACCCUGUGACUUCUUGUCUUACUUUUGCAACUGACCACAUCCCAGGCCACCUACAGUACAGCCAGGCUGGCUGUCGCCAACAGUGGUUGUGUAACUGGCUGUAGUGUAGAGGACUUAUUCAUCAUUAGUUUUCUUGCAGCAACGCUUUGUUGUUCUCCGCAGACUGAUUCUCGAUAUCUUUAAACGGCUUUUCUUAGUUGGUACUUUGCACUGACUGACACAGUUGACCUUGGCGGCUGCAGUCUGCUGACAGUGAUCGUCAAAGUUGCUCUCACCUAUUAUUUCCCUGUUUCGGGGGAAAGACCAACAAAGCCGUUUGACAGAAAUUGAGAUUCAUCCCUGCCUCCUCUGUGGCUCAAAGAGUCUCGCUCUCACUUAUAUUUAUUCUUUAAUGAGUGUGUAAUGUUCUCAUGAAUGUCUGAAAUAGCAAAUGAGUGACCAAUGACGAUGAUGAUGAUAUAAAGUGUAAUUUACGUAUCUAAGGGAACACAGUUUGGCUGUUAUGAUGCUUGUGGCUGAGGGGUUUGUUAACCCUGACCAAACAGUCCCACGGCAGAGCACUCUCAAUACGAUGUUUCCAUUUUUCACUUCUUCUUUUUUUUUUUAAUAAGUUUAAAUUAUUAUUUUUUUGAAGGAACUGUUAAUUAUACUUCGAUUGUUUAUACUUUGAUUGCUGUAUGUGUUUACUUUUGUUUUCUUUGCGUGAAGUCAGAGCUUUUGUGAUUUUGGUAUAAAACGGGAUUCAUGCAUGAGUGUAAGACAAUCGAAUGGCAGUUUUUGUUUUUGUUUCUUCUUUUAUUUUUACCUUUUUAUAAAAGGCACUAGGAACCAGCCAGGGAGGAACUUUUUUUGGAUUCAGUUGGUGUAGUAAUAGAUGUUGACCAGGAGCCAAUUUACUGUUUCUCAGCUCAUAAAUAUUGUUUCAAAUGUAGAUCGUUAAACCGGAUAUGUCAACUGAAGGCCUGCAGGGAGUGGGGCAGGGUGUAUAGAAGUUUUGAGACACCUGUUUGACCACAGGGGGGCGCUAUGUCCUUUCUCGUAAAAGGGAGAGUGAAGGAGGCACCAUGUCAUCAUUUUAUCAUUGCAGCAGAGGACUAAUGAACAGACCUAAUGAUUACAACUUUAAGGAACAGUGUGUAGGAUUUAAGGGGAUUUAUUGGCAGAAAUGAACUAUAAUAAGUAUGUUUUCUUUAGUAUAUGAUCACCUGAAAAUAAGAAUUGUGUAGAAUGAGACGUUUAUAUUUACAUAGGGAGUGGGUCCUUGUCCAUGGAGAUUGCCAUGUGGCACCACCAUGUUUUUACAGCAGCCCAGAGUGGACAAACCAAACACUGACUCUAGUUCAGCCCUCUGCGACGAGCCAAACAGCUUUGGAAAAACUCCGAUUUAUAGUGUGAAACUGCUGUAGUCAGUGUUUUUACCUGUUUUAAUCACCUGGUCCGUUUGUUAUGGAGAGAAAGAGACCUCUGCGGACAAUUCGUCUCCGAAUAAAACCCCCCUGAACCCCAAAAACCAAAGGAAUCCUAAUUGGGAGAUUCUUCAGCUUCUUCACCACUAGAUGCCACUAAAUCCUACACACUGCUCCUUCAAACUACUGUAGAAAUAUGUUUAUGAAAAUGAAACUUUAUUCAUAUGUUAAACAAAUUUAAAACAUCUAAAUGGUUUAGUUGGCCUGCUGAUAUUUUUAUUUUCUUCCUCAUUUUUUUUUUCAGCUCAGAAACAAAUGACCAUUUUCCAGGUCCUCUGCCUGUUUUAACGUUAUGUGACCAAUUAAACUGAUUUAUUUCAGCCCCCUAACACACUCCGACUAUAAAUUUGGUGAACAUACGUUUAUUGGGUUGAGCUCCAAAGUGACCAAUCUUGUGAAAAAGCCUCAAGAGGCAUCAAACUGUCACCACCAGUCUUCCCAGUGCUUCGUUAGAUCAAUCAACUUGAUCAGAGUCUCUGAUUGUAAAAGCACUGUAAAAAACACUGGUGAUCAAAAAACAAGACACUUCUAAAAUCCUAGUUAAGUUUGUAAUGUGGAGAUCAUUACAGGCCUUAGAGUGAUUCAGGAGCCCUGGCUGAAGAAUUGUAACAUUUCUGUGUCUCUGGUCUCGCUGUCCCUCAUACCUCUGAUCAACAUCUUCCCACGCUGCUUUUUGCACUUAUUGUUUGUCUGUUUUUCCCCGUCGUGGUCUUCAGGAACAUCGAGCAUUGCUAGAGAAGGAAACGAGUUUGUACACGUCUGCCUAUAUGUGUGAAAGUUUUUAUUGUUUUUAUUUUGUGGUCUCGUCGCACAGGUGGCGGCUUGUGCGGAGUGUGUAGGGGGAGGUCUGUGAGGUGUGCUGUGUGUGUGACACACUGAUGUCCUCUUGUCCACUGAAGGCUAGCUGUAUACAUCGUGUAUUUCAAGAGAAUGAGAUAAAAGCUGCAAAUGGAAAAUCAUUAUUAAUAAAAACUAUUUAAAUUGUUCACUUUGACUCAGGUUGUUGAAACACUUUAUUUGAUUGACACCUGCUGCGUGUAGCUCAACCCCACAGAUUUUGACUAUUAAAAACCCAAAACAUGGCAGUGAUAUUGUAACAAGUUAACAGCACGGCCAUUUACCCUAGAAACGCUGUGCUCAAUGUACCAAACACUGGGUCAGGCAGUUUACUUUGGGUCACACUUGGACAAUUUCCUGUUAGAUAACUUCCAGUAAAACUGACCUAAAAAGCAUUUGUUUGUCUUUUUGUUUUUUUUUUAAUAAAUUGUGUUUUUUUUUCUUUUGUUAUGAAUUAAUAAACAGUAUGAAUGGCCCCUUUAGGCAGUCUAA